This is a messenger RNA of Cladocopium goreaui, 321 nucleotides long. The record is from the annotation of a GenBank genome assembly. NCBI's taxonomy places the organism in Eukaryota, Dinophyceae, Suessiales, Symbiodiniaceae.
AGGACAGAUGACCGUCAGGGCCUGCAGAAGUACCACGGAGCCUUUAAGGCGAUGCUGGAGGCUUUGCGCAGGCUCAGCCCCGAGAAGUGCAGUGACGUGCCAUCGUUGACCGCGGCUUGUCCCCCACCAGAGGGUGAAGCCCCCAACGUCCUGGCGAUGGUCUUGGAGCGUGUGGUCUUGGUCUUGGUGGCCACGGGCCAAGAGAAAGACUUGGAACUGGUGAAGAGGAUUUAUCAAUGCUUUCGCGUGGCCCGUGAAAGUCCACCGUUGCUGCAGAUGUUGGCGAUGCUUCAGAGCUCGGGACAUUUGCUGAAGUGAAAA